CUGGAGCGGAUCAACGUGUACUACAAUGAGGCGACUGGUGGGCGCUACGUGCCCAGGGCAGUGCUCAUGGACCUGGAGCCCGGCACCAUGGACAGCGUCCGCGCGGGGCCGUUCGGGCAGCUGUUCCGGCCGGACAACUUCGUGUUCGGGCAGACAGGAGCUGGUAACAACUGGGCGAAAGGGCACUACACAGAAGGAGCCGAAUUGAUCGACAGUGUCCUCGACGUUGUCCGCAAGGAGGCCGAGGGGUGCGACUGCUUGCAGGGCUUCCAGAUGUGUCACUCUUUGGGAGGAGGUACUGGCGCUGGGAUGGGAACCCUGCUGAUCUCCAAGGUCCGUGAGGAGUAUCCGGAUCGCAUCAUGGAGACGUUCAGUGUCAUUCCCAGCCCCAAAGUUUCGGAUACUGUCGUGGAGCCGUACAACGCCGUGCUGUCUUUCCACCAGCUCUGGAUCCCGAACAACAUCAAAGCUUCAGUGUGCGACAUUCCUCCCAAGGGGUUGAAGAUGGCGGUGGCCUUUGCAGGCAACUCAACCGCUAUCCAAGAGAUGUUCAAGAGAGUUGCGGAGUACUUCACCGCCAUGUUCCGGCGUAAGGCGUUUCUGCAUUGGUACACCGGGGAGGGCAUGGACGAGAUGGAGUUCACCGAGGCCGAGAGCAACAUGAACGAUUUAGUUUCCGAGUACCAGCAGUACCAGGACGCCACCGCCGAGGAGGAGGGCGAGUUCGACGAGGAGGAGGACGGCGAGCAGUGA
Molecule: messenger RNA, 753 nt
Organism: Prorocentrum cordatum
Lineage: Eukaryota; Dinophyceae; Prorocentrales; Prorocentraceae
Source: the annotation of a GenBank genome assembly